AAACAACGCCCCUUUCUCUUUCCUCUUCUCUUCCCCUCCUCCUCCACCUCCCCCACCCUUUUUGUUUUCUUUUUCUUUUUUCUUUUCCUUUUUUUAUCGCUUCGCUUUCGUUCUUGCUCGCCGGCUUGCCGGCCGUGCGGCGGGAUCCGAUCUCCGGCUUGGAUCCAGUGUUGGUUACCCUGACGGUUGGCAUUAUUGGAAGGAAGGGCUGGAGCAAUGUCGACGGAGGAUGAGAAGCUGUUGAAAGAGGCGAAGAAGCUCCCUUGGGAUGAACGGCUUACGCAUAAGAACUGGAAGGUGAGGAACGACGCCAACAUCGAUCUUGCCGCUGUCUGUGACUCCAUCACCGAUCCUAAAGACCCCCGCCUCCGUGACUUUGGGCCUUUGUUCAGGAAGACGGUUGCGGAUUCGAACGCACCCGUGCAGGAGAAGGCGCUUGACGCGCUGAUUGCGUUUUUAAGAGCGGCAGAUGCUGAUGCUGGGAGGUACGCAAAGGAAACCUGUGAUGCCAUUGUCGCAAAGUGCCUUACAGGACGUCCUAAGACAGUGGAGAAAUCUCAGGCUGUAUUUAUGCUAUGGGUGGAGUUGGAGGCGGUUGAUGUUUUCUUGGAAGCUAUGGAGAAGGCAAUUAAAAAUAAAGUUGCGAAAGCAGUCGUUCCAGCUAUAGAUGUCAUGUUUCAAGCUCUUAGUGAAUUUGGAGCAAAGGUCAUCCCUCCCAAGAAGAUUUUGAAAAUGUUACCUGAACUUUUUGAUCACCAAGACCAAAAUGUCCGUGCUUCUUCUAAAGGACUUACACUUGAAUUAUGUCGCUGGAUAGGGAAGGAUCCGGUAAAAUCCAUUUUGUUUGAGAAAAUGCGGGAUACUAUGAAAAAAGAGCUCGAGGCUGAGCUUGCUAACGUUACAGGAACUGCAAGGCCAACCCGCAAAAUAAGGUCUGAACAAGACAAGGAGCCGGAACAAGAAGUCAUCUCUGAAACUGCAGGUACUGGUGCUUCUGAAGAUUCUGUACUUGAAGCCCCUCAGGAAAUAGAUGAAUACGAGCUUGUGGAUCCAGUUGACAUACUGACUCCUUUGGAUAAGUCCGGAUUUUGGGAUGGCGUGAAAGCUACUAAAUGGUCUGAAAGGAGGGAUGCAGUUGCAGAGCUCACUAAGCUUGCUUCGACUAAAAGAAUUGCUCCUGGUGAUUUUACUGAAAUUUGCCGUACUCUUAAGAAGCUUGUUACCGAUGUAAACCUUGCUGUUUCUGUGGAAGCCAUUCAAGCAAUUGGAAAUUUAGGCAGGGGCCUAAGAAAUCAUUUUUCUGGAAGCUCGCGUUUUUUAUUACCUGUACUUCUUGAAAAGUUGAAGGAGAAAAAGCCAACUGUGACUGAGGCUCUUAUGCAGACUCUUCAAGCAUUGUACAAGGCUGGAUGCCUUUCUCUUGUUGAUGUUGUUGAAGAUAUUAAGGUGGCUGUGAAAAACAAGGUUCCACUUGUGCGAUCAUUAACCUUAAAUUGGGUCACGUUUUGUACAGAGACAAGUAACAGAGCAGCUGUUCUUAAGUUGCAUAAGGAUUAUGUUCCUAUUUGCAUGGAGUGCCUGAAUGAUGGUACCCCAGAAGUAAGAGAUGCAGCUUUUGCUGUUUUAGCUGCGAUAGCUAAGAUGGUUGGUAUGAAGCCUUUAGAAAGGUCACUAGAAAAACUUGAUGAUGUGAGAAAGAAGAAACUGUCAGAAAUGAUUGGGAAUUCAAGUGGUGGCAUGGUGUCUGUGGCGGGAUCAGUUUCAACGUCAAGUGGAGGUGUUUCUGGACAUGAGGUUGCUGACAGUGCCUUUGUUCGAAGAUCUGCAGCUAGUAUGCUUAGUGGGAAGAAGCCUGUUCAGGCUGCUCCGACCGCUAAAAAGGGUGGCCCUGCCAAACCGAGUGUUGUAAAGAAAGCUGAAGGUUCUGGGCAACUGAAGACAUCAGUCUCUGUUGAGAGUGAAGAUGUGGAGAUCUCUAUCUUCUCCAAAACAGUAGUUUCUAUUCUUAUGAUAGAUGGAGAAUGCAGCUACUUGUCUGGUUUUACAUGCUGUCUCAAAGAUUUGGAGGCUGAUCUUAUGAAAUAUUUCAGAGAAGAUCUGCAUAGACGGCUUCUUAGCACUGACUUUAAGAAGCAAGUAGAUGGACUAGAGUUGCUACAGAAGGCUCUGCCGACAAAUAUUAAGGAAUUGAUUGAGCUUCUUGAUGUACUCUUGAGGUGGUUUGUGUUACGGUUCUGUGAAUCUAACACGACAUGCUUGCUGAAGGUGCUGGAAUUUCUUCCUGAACUUGUCGAUACUUUGAAAGAUGAAGGUUAUACUCUCACUGAGUCAGAAGCUGCAACUUUUCUGCCAUGCCUUGUAGAAAAGUCUGGGCAUAACAUUGAAAAAGUGCGGGAGAAAAUGCGUGAACUUAUGAAGCAAAUUGUCCACAUAUAUUCUGCAUCAAAGCUCCUUCCAUAUGUUUUGGAGGGUUUACGUUCAAAGAAUAAUCGAAGUCGAAUAGAAUGUGUUGAUUUUGUUGGCUACUUAAUUGAUUAUUAUGGAGCUGAGAUCACGGGACAGUUGAAAUCUUUGCAACUUGUUGCUGGUUUGACAUCAGAACGUGAUGGUGAUUUAAGGAAAGCUGCUCUAAAUACAUUGGCCACUGCAUACAAAAGUCUCGGAGAAGAUAUUUGGAGAUAUGUUGGAAAGUUAACAGACGCGCAGAAAAGUAUGCUUGAUGAUAGAUUCAAAUGGAAGGCACGGGAAAUGGAUAAGAGGAAAGAAGGGAAGCCUGGUGAGGGCAGAGGUGCUUUAAGGAGAUCUGUCAGAGAAAAUGGAAUGGACGUAGCAGAACAGAGUGGAGAACUGCUAUCACGUUCUCUAGCUGCUCCGAUGGUUAUGAGAGUGAAUCCUGGUUAUGGUGAAUCUAAUGUGGAAAGGCAUGUCUUACCCCGAAUGUUGAUCACUGCAAAUGGACCGACAGAUUGGCACGAAGCUCUUGAUGUCAUCUCAAUGGGUUCACCUGAGCAGUCAGUUGAAGGUAUGAAAGUGAUCUGCCAUGAGCUGACACAAGCCACAACUGAUCCUGAGAACAGUGUCAUUGAAGAUCUUGCAAAAGAGGCUGACAGGCUUGUUGAAUGCCUUGCAGCUAUGGUGCCCAAGACCUUCAACUUUAGCCUUUCAGGAGCUUCUUCUAGAUCUUGUAAAUAUGUUUUGAACACCCUUAUGCAGACAUUCCAGAUCAAGCGAUUGGGUCAUGCUGUGAAGGAGAGUACUCUAGAUAACUUGAUAACCGAACUUCUACUAUGGCUUCUAGAUGAAAGAGUCCCUUUAAUGGAUGAUGGGAGUCAACUUCUGAAAGCAUUGAAUGUGUUGAUGCUUAAAAUUCUGGACAACGCAGAAAGGACAUCAUCUUUUGUUGUAUUGAUAAACUUAUUGAGGCCCUUGGACCCCUCAAGGUGGCCAUCACCUGCUUCAAAUGAGGCCUUCAUCACUAGGAAUCAAAAGUUUUCAGAUCUUGUUGUUAAAUGUCUGAUCAAACUCACCAAGGUCCUUCAGAGCACAAUUUACGAUGUUGAUCUUGAUCGUAUUCUUCAAAGUAUUCAUGUAUAUUUGCAAGAGUUGGGGAUGGAAGAGAUUAGGAGAAGGGCUGGGGCUGAUGACAAGCCACUGCGAAUGGUAAAAACAGUUCUGCAUGAACUCGUCAAAUUACGGGGGACUGCAAUAAAGGGCCACCUGUCCAUGGUCCCGAUAGACAUGGAACCUCAGCCUAUUAUUCUUGCCUACAUUGACCUAAAUCUUCAGACUCUUGCUGCUGCUCGAAUGCUGACACCUUCUGGUCCCAUUGGACAAACUCAUUGGGGGGAUUCUGCUUCAAACAGCCCAAAUACGACAUCCCAUUCAGCAGAUGCUCAAUUGAAGCAAGAGCUGGCUGCUGUAUUCAAGAAAAUUGGUGAUAAGCAGACAUGCACAAUUGGUUUGUAUGAGCUAUACCGUAUCACCCAGUUAUACCCUAAGGUCGAUAUCUUUGCUCAACUCCAGAAUGCGAGUGAGGCAUUCAGAACCUAUAUAAGGGAUGGCCUAGCUCAGAUGGAAAAGAAUGCAGCUGCUGGGAGAACUCCUUCAAGCCUCCCUAUGUCGACUCCUCCUCCUUUAACUUUAACUACUAGUCCAAAAUUUGCACCUCUUUCACCAGUACAUACAAAAUCUCUGAAUGUAAAACCUGAAAACAUGAGUAGCAAUUUGCUGCCAUCCUAUAUGGAAGACGACGGAACUGGCGGUAUGGCCUUCAGAGGCCCAAUUGAUUCUUCUGAUUUUAGGCAGUUGGGGGAUGAUCGGCAUGAUAGAUACCCAUCUGGAGCUCCAGCAAUUACACCUGGAACAUUGGAUGCUAUUAGAGAACGGAUGAAAUCCAUUCAAGCAGCAGCAGCUGCGGGGAAUUUGGAUGCUGGAUCCCGAUCAUUAGCAUUUGUUAAUGGUAGUGUACCUCAUGGAAUGGUGGACCGCAUUGAUGCUGAGCCUCCUGUGCACACAAAUGUCCUACCCAUGGAUGAGAAGGCAUUAUCUGGAUUGCAAGCCCGGAUGGAGAGGCUAAAAAGUGGUUCACUUGAGCCGCUUUAGAAUGAAGAUAUGAUGGGUUAUUGAAAUUGAUAACCUUACAGAUUAUUGUAUACGGAAAGUUAGCAAGAGCAAGAGCAAGAGCGAUACAGAAAGAAGAGCGGGAGGUGUGCGUAGUAGCGAAGCGAUAAAUGAAUUUUAGAACACCAUUAAAUUAGAGUUUUGAAAAAAAAAAGUCAUGCCUGCUAUAUUGAUGUAUCUCAAUCAGUUUGUUUCAGGUGGGGUGGCUUUGUUUAGGAAUGAGAUCAACCAGGCUGUGCUUGUCAUAUUAUUUCCACCAUUUAUGUAUUAUGAUGUUACAAGUGAAUCCUGACACAAUUCUUUUGCUAAAGAUUUUUCUUUUUAUC
Molecule: messenger RNA, 4946 nt
Organism: Dioscorea cayenensis subsp. rotundata (Guinea yam)
Lineage: Eukaryota; Viridiplantae; Streptophyta; Magnoliopsida; Dioscoreales; Dioscoreaceae
Product: protein MOR1
Exons: 39
Coding region: 217-4602 (1461 amino acids)
Biological process (GO): microtubule polymerization; establishment or maintenance of microtubule cytoskeleton polarity; mitotic spindle organization
Cellular component (GO): spindle pole; kinetochore; microtubule plus-end
Molecular function (GO): microtubule plus end polymerase activity; microtubule plus-end binding
Source: RefSeq, a predicted model, not a curated record